AUGCUAUGCCAACCACAUCUAUUGCGUCUGCGUGACAGCCGACAGAGCCUACACCACAUCUUUCGCCAUGCCGUGACAUAUCCUUCUCAGCGACUUCGUUAUGAGAGUCAUGUUUCUAGGAGUGCUGCCNNAGAGUCGACGCCAGAGACAAAAAGCNNUGCGCGAUUAGAGACUCUGGAAGCUGCGCGCUUAAAGGCUCUGGCACGCCUCGAUCAACAUAUCAACCCGGACGACUUGUCAGCUACCCUCGAAGCACAUCGAGACUCAAACCGCGCCUCCGUCAUUCGUAGACUAUAUACCCAGAGCGACCCCGAAGUCCUGCGCCCUUCAUUCUUGGAAGACAGAUUACCCAUCAGAAAAAUAUGGGCGGGAAAGCCACCUGAGACGCCGUCACGAGAAGAAGCAGACAAGUCCGCUCUGGCAACAUUCAACAAAAUCGUCACAAAAGCCUCUGACAAGGUAGACCCUGCCGCUACAUUCCAACUGAGGUCCUUAAAUCGAGCUGCAGAAGCUGCGAAGAGGGAGGAAGCAGACGAGUUGCGCCGGGAGAAGAACGCCGUACAAUAUUCACAAUGGCGUGAUUUUCUUGCCAGGCACGAGGAUCCCCCAGAGCCAGUGCCGGAGUACAACUUCGAAGACCGUGCUGCUUUCUUCGGAGUCCUGCGUAGAGUAUUUGCUAUCAUCCGUGCAGAGCAGGCUAGGCAGUCAACUACUUUACCCAUCCCUGCUCUCGCGGAUACGGCUUUCUUGCAAUACGAGAGCUUUUCUCGACCCAUGCUUGCUGGCCUAAAAGGCUAUCAUCGCCCGUUGGCCUGGGCUCGUCGACCAAAGACCAAAAGGUUUUCUUUGAAACAGUGGCUCGAUACCGAAAUCCUAGCAUUCGCCGAAUGGAUGGAGAUGACUCGGUCAGAAAACGCCGCGAGAGCAAAGCUUUCCGACAUCCUGAUCGACCUGAUCAAGCAAGCAGAUCCAGCUCUCCUGGCCCAGAAGUUCGGCUCUCAAUCAACAGGCCUUACGAUGCCAACCUCAGACAUUGAUAUCCGUAUCGUUGAUCCGACGCUCGACCGUACUCCUGCGCCGGGUGAUAUCGACAAGGCCGCCAGAGCAGCAUUCAUAGGAGAACAGGUGGCAUUGCGGAAACAAAAGAUGAUUUCUCAUCUCCGCACCAUCCAAUUCUUGUUAGACCAACACGAAGACUUUGCCGGCGCCGAAAUAAACGAGGCGGCCUACUUCCCUCUCGUCAAAGCCGUUCACAAACCUACAGGCCUCAAAGUCCAAGUCGUUUCCACAAGAAACACACACGCCUCCCAAGAAGCCACCCAAAAAUACCUCACCGAAUUCCCACAACUAAAACCCGUCUUCUUGGUCCUGAAGACUGCUUUGAACUUGCGCGGUCUUUCAGAUCCAUGGACUGGCGGCUUUGGCUCCUACACUCUGUUCAUGAUGUGUGUAGCAGCCCUAAAGCACCAAGCCAAGAAGCAAAAAGGGCCCAGAUUGAUAAAAUCAGGAGCCAGCUUCAUCUACAUCCUCGACUUUUGGAGCAGAUUCGACACCAAGUUCUUUGCAUUGAGUGUCGAGCCUUUCCUCAUGUUCCAGAAAAAGUCGAUCCCGACCUGGGAGGAGAGGGAAGCCAGGAAAACGGAUCCGGUAUGCUUUUUCUCACCUCACUUCAUCCCCUUCAGCAUGAUAGCUAACAACCGAACANNGUCCCUCUGGGCCCGCCACCGCAUCGCCUACCCCGUCGCCUACAAACCCUACAUGCUACACCUCCAAGACCCGGCAAACGCCUACAACGACCUCGGCCGCAGCGCCCUCGCCAUCAAAGACCUCCAAGCCACCUUCAGAAAACUUCACUCCGAUCUAAUCUGGGAGUUGGAAGAUCCAAAACGCAAAGAAGAUGCAAGUAAUCUGCUCAAAGAUGUGGUCGGUAAUAGUGAGAGGUACUUUGACGAAAUGAGGAUCCCAGUGGAUCUGUGGGGUGAGCAGUGGGUAGAGGAGAUGGAGAACAGGCAGAGGGAAACGGAAGGUUCGAGAGACGGGUCUGAAGAGGGCAAUUCCGUGGAUGUGUCUGAAGAGAAGAAUUCUGUCACGCAGACAUAG
Molecule: messenger RNA, 2100 nt
Organism: Aureobasidium vineae
Lineage: Eukaryota; Fungi; Ascomycota; Dothideomycetes; Dothideales; Saccotheciaceae
Source: the annotation of a GenBank genome assembly